AUGUCUGAAGUUGGCCUGCUAUUGGUUGGAAGGGAUGGAAAUGGGAAAAGUUCAGUUGGAAAUUCGAUUUUAAACAAGAAAGCAUUUAUCCCUAGAAGCAGCAGCUUCCAAGGUUCUGAUGAUCUCACUCAAGCCAGUGAAGUGGUUGAUGGGAGACAGGUGACUGUUGUAGAUGGUAUAAGUCUCAGAGACAACUGCACUGAUGGCCCAGAAAAUGUUUCCGUCACAAUUUCUCUGGCAAGAAAGGCUGUGGAAAUGUUUGUUUUUGGUUUUACUGCACUCCUUUUGGUUCUCAAAUAUGGUGUCAGGUUCACGAAUCAGGAGAAACAAGCUAUCAGAAUCAUUAAGUCCCUUUUUGGCGAUGAUGUUUUGAAGAAAUAUGGAGUGAUUGUGAUGAGCUAUGGAGAUAGCUUUGCCACUGAUGUGGAAGAUGAUGGAACCACAUUUGAUGAUUGGUGUCGCCAGCAGACGGGAGAUGUCAAAGAUCUGUUUAAAGAAUGUGGAAACAGAUAUGUUUUGUUCAACAACAGAGAACAAAACAAUGACCGAAAACAGAAUCAGAUUAAGAAUUUGAUGUUAAAGGUUGAUGAGGUAAAAUCCAGGGUACCCAAAUAUACUAUGGAUUCUUUCAAGGCAGCCAGCUUUGGGCAACGAAAAAUGCUUGCUGAAAGUAAAUUGCCUGAACUAGAGAAGAAAACAUCUCAAGUUCUUGAUUCUGUCACAAAAAGAUUGCGCAAGCUUGAUGACAGUUUCUUGACUGCUGAGAACUACAUCAGUGAUCUGCAGAGUCUGAAGAAAGAAACUAAUGAACUGAAAGCCUAUCUUCAGCGAGAGGAUGGAGGAACAAACUCCAUCGGCCAACUACUGCUCCAGAUUUCUGUCACUGAGGCCAGCAUUAGUGCCAAGAAAGAACGCCAUCAGAGAAAAAUGGAGUAUGACGAACUCAUUUCAAGCUCAGAAUCAUCAACAAAACACGAUCAGAUCAGAGCUAAAACCAACACUAAAAUUUUGGCAAUAUUUGUUUUUAUCAUAGCAUUGAUCAUUUUUAUUUACUUCAUGUUGCCGGUUUAUAAACCAUCUGUACUCCCAUCAGUUCAUAAUUCAUCUCCAAAUCACAACCAGUGA
Molecule: messenger RNA, 1125 nt
Organism: Candidula unifasciata
Lineage: Eukaryota; Metazoa; Mollusca; Gastropoda; Stylommatophora; Geomitridae
Source: the annotation of a GenBank genome assembly